UCGUUUUAAUAUUAGCUUGAUCUUAAAACCGGAAGUUUGAAUUCCAAUAUGUCUGCGCCCAUGUAUCUCAACAAAACGCAGUCUUAGCGUAUUUUUCUGUAACAAAGUCACAUCAAUAUGGACUCUGAUGAGGAAGAAUUCACCUUUGAGAAAAAGAGACCAAUUCUUUAUGGAAGCUUGGAAGAGAGAGAAAGACAAAGAUUAACCAGUCAAAGAACAACUGGAUCCUUGUCAAGUGAUGCUAUAGAGGCAGGGAAGGCUGCAGGAAAUAUAAAUAUUACACAGGGUGGAACAUUUGACCUGCCUGAUAACAAAGAAAGUCAAGCUGAAUUAUUAGCAGAAUUAGAGAAGAAAAAAAGGGCAAGACAGAUACAGGUGUCUACUGAUGAUGUGGAAAUCAAAUCUAAUUUACGACAGCUGGGGGAGCCUAUCUGUUUGUUUGGAGAAGGUCCAGCAGAUAGGAGAGAAAGGAUGAGAAAUAUUUUAGCCACGAUAGGUGAAGAUACAUUCAAGAAAAAGAAACAAACAGAAAUAGAUGAAAAGAAAAAGAAAGAUGAUGAAAAUAUUACAUGGUACCAUGAAGGACCAGCUAGUCUAAAAGAAGCCAGAAUAUGGAUAGCUGAAUACUCUAUACCAAGAGCUAAAGAAAGAAUAAGGAACCAAAAAGAACAUGUGCAGUUAUCAUCAGCUCAAAGAAAUGCCAAAGUUCAGGAUCUUCACAAACGUGUUCGAGCAAUAUCAAAUGAAUGCAGUCAGAUAGGAGAUGUUAGACCUUUAUCAUUUUGUCAAUUUAGCCCUGAUAGUAAAAUGUUAGCAGUAUCAUCAUGGUCUGGUUUAUGUAAAUUAUGGUCUAUUCCUGAUUGUCAACUUAUAAGACAACUUAGAGGACACAAUGGUAAUGUUGGAGCUAUUGUCUUCCAUCCACAAGCCACAUUACAGUUAGAUGACAAAAGUUGUUGUAUGGCCUCAUGUGGUCAAGAUGGCUCUGUCAAACUUUGGAAUUUGGUCAGUGAUGAACCAGUAGCAGAUAUAGAAGGUCAUGCCCCCUAUAGGGUUUCCCGAUUGGCCUAUCAUCCCUCAGGCAGAUUCCUUGGUACAUGCUGUUUUGAUAAUUCAUGGAGAUUAUGGGAUUUAGAAGCACAAGAGGAAAUUCUUCAUCAAGAAGGUCACAGUAAACCAGUGUAUGAUAUAGCAUUCCAGAAUGAUGGGGCUUUGGCAGCAACAGGAGGAAUGGAUGCUUUUGGCCGUAUUUGGGAUUUACGGACUGGGAGAUGUAUAAUGUUUAUGGAGGGACAUUUGAAGUCAAUACUUGGGAUUGAUUUCUCUCCUGAUGGAUACCAUGUCGCCACAGGAAGUGAAGAUAAUCAAGCCAGGAUCUGGGAUUUACGGCAACAUAAAUGUGUAUAUACAAUAGCAGCUCAUACAAAUCUAGUUAGCAAAGUUAGAUUUCAACCUGACCACUCAAACUACUUAGUUACAUCAUCGUAUGAUGGCACAGCCAAGGUUUGGGCUCAUCCUACAUGGGGACCUUUGAAGAAUCUUGCUGGACAUGAAGGGAAAGUUAUGGGAAUAGAUGUUUCUCCUGAUCUUAAAUACAUUGCUACUGCAUCAUAUGACAGAACAUUCAAACUAUGGGCAUCUGAACUGUCUGGAGGUUUAUAGCAUAGGUUCAAAUUAUUACCAAGUGGAACAUGUGCAAAAGUAAAAGAUAUAUGAUCUUUGAAAAGAAAGUAAAGUGUUGUUCAGAUUCUGACUGGAACUCUUGUGAAACGUGACAUUUAUAGAUAAAAGUUGUUGAAUGGAUGGUGGAGAAUAUAAACAGUAAUUGCUUUAGAUAGCUACACAAAUAAGUGUGAAAAUAACAUUGAAAUCAUGAUUUUGACAGUCUAUAAGAAGACCCAUGUAAUACACAGAUCUGUUGCUCACAUUAUAUCACUCAUGUCUUGUAAUAAAGUCUUAUCAUAAUAAUAAUGUGUUUGAUA
This is a messenger RNA of Mytilus trossulus (common blue mussel), 1982 nucleotides long. RefSeq names its product U4/U6 small nuclear ribonucleoprotein Prp4-like. The coding region runs from base 118 to 1662 and encodes 514 amino acids. Gene Ontology annotation, molecular function: U6 snRNA binding; protein binding; U4 snRNA binding. The record is from RefSeq and is a predicted model, not a curated record. Lineage: Eukaryota; Metazoa; Mollusca; Bivalvia; Mytilida; Mytilidae. Gene Ontology annotation, cellular component: U4/U6 x U5 tri-snRNP complex. The transcript has 16 exons. Gene Ontology annotation, biological process: mRNA splicing, via spliceosome.